Molecule: messenger RNA, 1435 nt
Organism: Achroia grisella
Lineage: Eukaryota; Metazoa; Arthropoda; Insecta; Lepidoptera; Pyralidae
Product: sorting nexin-7-like
Exons: 9
Coding region: 1-1359 (452 amino acids)
Molecular function (GO): phosphatidylinositol binding
Source: RefSeq, a predicted model, not a curated record
AUGGCUAGUGAAAGUAGUUCAGCUGUGUUAGAUACGAAUGAUGCUGAUGUGACGGACACAGAGGCCCCCAGUGUCACUGAUGAGGCAGCUGAAAGUAUACCAUUGAUUAUGGAGCAUGGAUAUGACAUAGCUGUCAAGGUAGAUGCUCCAAUGAAACAGCUGUCGACGAUGGAGACGUACGUGACGUACCGGGUGCGCUGCGUGUGCGGGCGCUGGCAGGCCCCGCCCCACGUCCGCCGCAGAUACAACCAUUUUAAAGUAUUACACAAAAGACUGGCUGCGACGCAUCCCUUCAUAGCGCCUCCAGCGCUGCCUCCGCUGCAUUCAGCGCGGCAGCAACUCGACAGAUAUUCCCCCGCCUUCGUUGCUAUACGCACGUUAGCGCUGGACGCUUUUUUAAAUAGAAUAGCAAAACAUCCCAUUUUCACGCACAGCGAAGACUUCAGGAUAUUCCUCACGACGCCUGAUGAAGAACUGGAUAAGAUAUUUAAGAGUGAAAACAGCGCGUUGAAUCUAUGGGGACUGAGCAGUGCUUUAUAUGGCAGCACAGAGAACAAACCAACCAAUGGGGCACGUGUCAAAGACCCGGAGUUCAUAGCGGCGGCGGACUAUCUGCUGUCUCUACAACAGAAGCUGACUACUCUGUGCGCGCUCACCACCAAGCUGCAUAAAGGGUGCUCCGGGUUGGCCACGGAACUCAUGAGCAUGAAGCGGACGUGUGACGCGUGGGCCACGCAGGCGGGCGGCGCCGCGGGGCGAGCCGCUGCGGCCGUGGGCGCGGGCGCGGCCGGCGCGGCGGGGGGUGCGGGGGGCGGGGCGGGGGGCGGCGCGGGGGGCGCGGGGGCGGCCGCGGGGGGCCGGCCCGCCGCGCUGCUGCCGCCGCUGGCCGCCACCGCCGCCGCACACGUCGACAAGAUACGACACAGGGACGCCGUGCACGCCGCAUACGUCGCUGGCAACAACACAGACGAACUACACAACAGAUUAGAGCAAGCAUCAGAAGCCCUACGUUCUGAACUGUCCGAUUGGAUACCAAAAACAAGGAGCGAAGUUAAAAAGUUACUACUUCAAUUGGCCGAUAGACAAGUCCAAGUCUAUACGCAGACUCUGCAAGCAUGGGAGAACGCGUUGAAACUAUCCACGGAAGCGGAUUAUGGGGAAAUAUUUAAAACGGUUUCGAGAAACGCCGUCCACAAUUUAUCACCAUCGAAAUCUGGCACGCCUAUAUUUGGUACGUCGACAACGGAAAAGGACGUCGAAGAUCUAGCGAGCAGUGACACUGAGAAGCAGGAUCUGAGUGAUAUAGAACGAGACAGGGAUCCGUUGAGGGAAUUCUCCGACGUCGACCUCUCGUCAUGAUUGUGCGAUUCGAUAUUGUUAAGUAUUUUAAAUGAGUUCUGAAUUGGAGUCAAAAUCAAUAUAUAUUUAUUCAUGU